Molecule: messenger RNA, 537 nt
Organism: Orussus abietinus
Lineage: Eukaryota; Metazoa; Arthropoda; Insecta; Hymenoptera; Orussidae
Exons: 2
Coding region: 146-454 (102 amino acids)
Source: RefSeq, a predicted model, not a curated record
GAUCACCCUGGACUUCGACGAAUUUCCACCGCCGAGGUCGGAACGUCCCGGGUCGGUCGCGACCGGCAUCGCUUCUUGUCUCUCGCCUAUCGAGGAGAACAGCGAGACCUCGACCUCGAGCGGAGGUCGAGGUCGGCCCUGCGAGAUGCCGCACCGGAAGUAUCACACUUACCCGAGGUCGCGGAUUCCACUGCCUCGACGGAGACUGACGAGACCUCACGACCCUAGGAUGUACCCCCUGGAGCCUCGCGAGGUCGACCUCGAAGCCUUCCAGCAGCUUCACACCGCCGAUAGCCAGGAGGAGCUGCAGGAGUUCCUGCUCCUGGAGAGCCAGUGCAGCGGCCAUCUUGGUCUCGGGACCGCCACUUCAGCCUCCGCUUCCGCGUCGGCGUCGGAGUUGUCCUUCGGCGGUUUCCGCAGCGAGGACGACCGGGGCACCGUGUCAGAUUACUGACACCGGCCUCGCAUCAGCCACGUAGAGAGGGACCGGGAGAUGCACGACCGGGUGCACCAAGCGAGGUCGACCCUGAAGUGCAG